CAAAUACAGAAAGUGAUAUCUGCAUUGUUUUUAAACUGGAACAUACAGUUGUACUUAGGUUUUUGUAAUGGGCUUGUUUUACAAAUUCCAUAGUAUCAGAGUAGAAAUGGCCGACAUUUAGGGAGUUACAUACUGCAAAUAUGGGAUAUCUCCCUGUUACAGGCUACCCAGAUACCACAUAGAACACUUUUUGUAACUCCGCCCUUGUGUCUGCGGUGACCGAUUUGUUUCAAGAUCCCAAAGCGGUUUUAGGUCCGGGUGGAGGGUCACAGCAGGCGCUCCUACACGUGUGAACUCUCGGAAAUCUUGUCCUGAAAGGAUCAUACUCAUUCAUGAAAUUUCCUGUUACUCUUAUAAACUGAACUUGUGAAGGCUUUAAGCGUAAAUUCGACUCUUAGCUUCAAGGAGGAAAUGCCGCUCAAAGUGGAAGUUGUAGCCUAGAGUUUUCACUACUUAUUAACUAUUCCGGAGUUUUUACUACAUAUAUAUUUGAUUGAUCUUUUAGCUGUAAACAUGACGUUGUAGGCAGAUAUACCUAUCUGUCCAUAACAGAUCGGAAAGCGCUGGAAGUUUCAUAGUUCACCCAUGAAACAGGGCGAUUUUCAGCCACUUUCAGUUUAUUUUGCAGUGGUUUGACCCACAGUAGCUGACUAAAGUGUGUACUCCAUGAGUAUAUUUAGCACUAGUUUAAUAUGACCGAGAAACAAGCGUUAGGAGACACUAAACUUAACGAAGAUUUGGAGAACCAUGUCAAGGUGGAGGCGGGUGACGCGGUGCAGCGCGCCGAAGAUCAGAGCCAGCCUGCCGGGCAAGGAGCGCCGCUACCCACCCGUCUGUACAAACGGCGCUGGAUGAUCGUCCUCCUGUUCAGCUCAUAUUCACUCUGCAACUCCUUCCAAUGGAUACAAUACGGCAUCAUCAACAACAUUUUCAUGAAGUUCUACAACGUGGACGCCUUUACCAUAGACUGGAUGUCUAUGAUCUACAUGCUGACAUACAUUCCCUUCAUCUUCCCGGUGACCUGGCUGCUGGACAAAAAGGGGCUCCGGGUCAUCGCGCUGGUGGCCACUGCGCUCAACUGUGCAGGCACAUGGAUCAAAGUGGCCAGCGUCAAACCCAACCUGUUCGCCGUCACCUUUCUGGGACAGUUCUGCUGUUCCUUCGCGCAGGUGUUCAUCCUCGGGAUGCCGUCCAGAAUCGCUUCAGUGUGGUUCGGGUCAGAAGAAGUGUCCACCGCCUGCUCUAUCGGAGUCUUCGGGAAUCAGCUGGGAAUUGCCAUCGGGUUCCUUGUGCCUCCCAUCUUGGUGCCUAAUGUGGACGACAUGGACGAGCUGGCUCACCACAUCAGCAUCAUGUUCUACAUCACAGCAGGAGUGGCGACCUUACUCUUCAUCCUUGUUGUCUGCGUCUUCCAGGAGCGCCCUAAACUUCCUCCGACUCAGGCCCAGGCAACAGCUCGUACCAUCCCACCAGAGCACUACUCCUACACAGCCUCUAUUCUCAGGCUGCUGCGCAACAAGCCCUUCAUCCUCCUCAUCAUCACUUAUGGUCUGAACGUUGGUUGUUUCUAUGCUGUUGGAACCCUGCUGAACCGCAUGAUCAUCGAGCAUUACCCUGGAGAAGAGGUGAAUGCUGGGAGGAUCGGCCUUACUAUUGUCAUUGCAGGGAUGGUUGGCUCCCUGAUCUGUGGCAUUUGGUUGGACAAAACUAAAACCUACAAGCAGACGACGCUCGCAGUCUACUUCAUGUCUCUGGUGGGGAUGAUAGUUUAUGCUGCUACACUCAAUCUGGGACACCUAUGGGUGGUCUUCAUCACCGCUGGAGCUCUGGGAUUCUUCAUGACCGGCUACCUGCCGCUGGGCUUUGAGUUUGCAGUGGAGCUGACAUACCCAGAGUCAGAAGGAACCUCAUCCGGACUCCUCAACUGCUCAGCACAGGUGUUUGGCAUUAUUUUCACCAUCUGCCAGGGGAAGAUCAUCGACCAUUUCAACACGCUGGCAGGAAACAUCUUCCUCUGUGUUUUUCUUCUAAUCGGCACAAUAAUGACAGGUUUUAUCAAGUCAGAUCUGCGGAGGCAAAAUGCAAACCGGUUGGCCAAAGCAGAAGCGGAGGGGCAGAUGACGGGACAAGACUACGGAGCCACGGCGCUAAUCUCCAAGCCGCAGACUCCUCCUUCACAUGCCUGAUCAAUAAACCUUUCUGCCUUCACAAAAAAAAUCUGCUCAAAUCUUAGCUCAACACGCAGAUACACAAAGGGACCUUCAGACUGCCAGAAUGGGAGCCUGGCUGGACCGGAAAUCAUCAGAGAAGCCAGGUUUUAGACACUAACAUUAAAGCUUUGAAAACGGUCGUGAUCUCCUUCCUGUUCCAGUGUAACAUGCUGAGAUAGAACAGAACAAUCAUGAAGUCUUGAGACCACACGUCCCUUCUAGGAAGAGUUAGAUGUACAGUGUUGUAUUAACUAUUUAUAAAUUAAAAAAAAGCUAAAAUGCUGAAUUAAAUCUGAUGUUUAACGCACAAUUUUAAGCAUAUAAAAUUCACUGUUCAGAAAUAUUUUUAUAUUGAAGUUUAAAUUGAAUAUCUCUAAUAAAUCUAAAUGACAAGUUUAUUCAAUGUUUGUUUGUACAAUUUUACCUGUCAGUAUUUUACAAGUAUACAGUUGAUUAUGUUCAGUAGGCACAUAUUUCAUAAUGAAGUGGUUAAUCUUGUUCUUGCAUAAACAGCUAACCUUGUAAAUACAAUAUCCAUGUUUCUAUGAUUGAUUUUGGUAGAAAUUAUCCAAAAAAUGUAUACUUUACUUAUUUAACAUGAAAUAAAACUGUUUUGUAAAGUU
This is a messenger RNA of Centropristis striata (black sea bass), 2833 nucleotides long. It is a transcript of the gene flvcr2b, whose product is annotated as FLVCR heme transporter 2b. The record is from RefSeq and is a predicted model, not a curated record. The coding region runs from base 693 to 2186 and encodes 497 amino acids. Gene Ontology annotation, biological process: heme export; transmembrane transport. Gene Ontology annotation, molecular function: heme binding; heme transmembrane transporter activity. Lineage: Eukaryota; Metazoa; Chordata; Actinopteri; Perciformes; Serranidae. Gene Ontology annotation, cellular component: membrane. The transcript has 11 exons.